Messenger RNA from Pestalotiopsis fici W106-1, 2739 nucleotides. RefSeq lists its product as uncharacterized. The coding region runs from base 1 to 2739 and encodes 912 amino acids. Gene Ontology annotation, biological process: DNA-templated transcription; regulation of DNA-templated transcription. The record is from RefSeq and is a predicted model, not a curated record. The transcript is spliced from 6 exons. Gene Ontology annotation, molecular function: DNA-binding transcription factor activity, RNA polymerase II-specific; zinc ion binding; DNA binding. NCBI's taxonomy places the organism in Eukaryota, Fungi, Ascomycota, Sordariomycetes, Amphisphaeriales, Sporocadaceae.
AUGGAUCACCUACGAGUCGAUCCGAAUAGCUUCCAGAUUCCUGGAAUGCAUGCCCCGCCAUUGACAAAUCAACCGCCCCCGAUCUUUGGCAGUUAUGGCAUGCCCGACGGUCUCCCCAUGCUCCCGCCCGAGCUACAGAUGGCCUUUGACCCUUCGGCGCUGCUCGGCGAUGAUCAGGACGCAAAGAGGAGGAGGAUAGCAAGAGCUUGCGAUAUGUGCAGGAAGAAGAAAAUCAAGUGCGAUGGUAAGCUACCGGCAUGUACGCACUGCAUCAAUUACAAGACGGAAUGUGUCUUCACACAGGUCGAGAAGAAGCGAAGCCCACCGAAAGGCGCAAAAUAUAUCGAGGGACUCGAAAAUAGACUGGGCCGCAUGGAAAGUCUGUUACGACUUGCGGGGCUUUUGGAUGAUGAAGAUGGCGCAACGGACCUGGGCACUCUGGAAAAGAAAUUGGCCGAAAAGGCACAACAGAGGUCGAGACAAGCUUCUCAGGCUACUUCAAACCCGCCAUCACCAUCACAAGAUACUUCGAUCCAUGAAGGCGCUGCUUCCACCCCGCAAAGCUCAUUGACCUCGCCCGAACCCCAAAAAGACAAGGGCGAGGACAAGAGGCGAAAUUCGUCGGUUGCCCCGGAAAAGACCGAGGAAGACGUGGAGGGCUUGUCAGAGAUGAUGUGCUCGCUUGUCACCAACCAAUCUGGAGAGACACGUUAUUUUGGCUCAUCGUCCGGUUUCUCGAUAUUUUCGCCAAAAGGCAUUCAAUGGGUCAAUGAAAGAACCGGAAACGAUGCUUUUCAGAACAUGAUCUCUGAAGUCUCCAUUGACGAUCACAAGUGGAACCGCUGGAAGCCCGAGAUUUUCGCGGAUGUAUUCCGGCGGCCUGUCUACAUACCACUGCCGCCUAAACCCGAAGCCAUGUCCUUGCUCAAGGAUUAUUUCGAGAACUUCAACUGCAUGUUUCCAGUUUUCCAUCAACCUACUUUCAUGCACCUUGUUGAGAAGCAGUAUUCCAACGAACCAUAUGAGGGAUCUGGAUGGUGGGCGAGUCUUAAUGUUGUGUUGGCAACCGCCCAUCGCCUGCGGGUUAUGAGCAAGCUUGUUCCAGAAGAAGAGGACGACAAGGCUUGGGCAUACAUGAAGAAUGCCAUGGGCGUGUUCACAGAGUUGACCAUGCGGAAUACCGAUCUACUCAGCGUACAAGCAUUGCUUGGCAUGGCCUUGUUCAUGCAGGGAACUCCAAACCCCCAACCUUCGUUCCUGCUGAUUGCAGCCGCAAUCCGGCUAUCUCACAGCAUUGGUCUUCACAAGAGCGGCAGCGGCUUCCACCUAAACCCUAUUGAACUUGAGCAAAGGAAACGAGUCUUCUGGAUUGCAUAUAUGCUGGACAAAGACCUCUGUCUCCGUUCUGGCAGACCGCCGGCCCAGGAUGACGAUGAUAUGAAUGUCGAACUUCCAGCUGCUGAACCAGCGGAUAACAUCGGCAACAUUCCUUUGGCUGACGGAAAGGGCAAAAUGAACCUUUUCAGAGUCAUGUGCGAGCUGACCACAAUUGAAAGUCAAGUGUACAAGAGGCUGUACUCGACGAAAGCUGCCAAGCUUUCUGAGGGUGAGUUACUCAACACAAUUGGUGAGCUUGACAAAGCACUUGAGGACUGGAAAGACCGCAUUCCGAUCGAUUUCAGACCAGAGCAUGAGAUCAAAGCCUCCCAUACGCCGCUCAUACUCCACAUUGUCAUGUUGCAUUUCUCCUACUACAACUGCUUGACAACAAUCCACCGUAUGUCGGUACAUCGAGGAUAUUGGACCAGCCGGCUAUCAAACUAUGCCAUCCAGGGCCUUAACGCCAAACCUCUGAACCCGCGAGUCUUUGCUUCCGCUGCUCUGUGUGCAUCUUCAGCGCGUGCCACCAUUUCACUGCUCAAGUACAUCCCACAGGGUGAUAACCAAUGCGUCUGGUUGGCCCUGUAUUUCCCAGUGUCAGCACUUAUGACCUUGUUCGGCAAUAUUCUACAAAAUCCACUGGAUCCACGGGCAAGAUCAGAUACCAGGCUCAUGAGCAUUGUCGUCACUUUCCUGUCAACACUCGGCGAGGAAGCAGAGACCGGCGGGGUACAUCGAAUGCUUGGCGUUUGCGCCGAGUUCGAACGCAUUGCCAAGACCAUCAUCGAUAAGACUGAGAAGGAAGGAUCGAAGCGGAAGAGGAGGACGCAAGAUCCACCGAAGCCGAGCAAUUCGACUGCCUCACAGCAAUCAAGCACAACGCCUCGAUCCACCACAUCACAGACUACGCCAACACCGCAUUACAGCCAGCAGCAGAGGCAACCGCAACAGCAACCACGCGGGUCCGUCUCCUACUCAGCGGGAUCGCCAGGCAUGCAGAGUGGUCACACUCCCCAGUCGACGGGCUCAAACUACAACAGUCCAAUGAACACAGCAAACUCGGGCAACGGCCAAGCUCCAAGAGACGGGCCCAACGCGUGGCCUCAAGAUCAUCCUAGUGCGGGGCCUAUAUAUGACACACCGGACUUUAAUAAUUUCCAUGAUCUGACAGGCUUUGGUCAACCCAUAGCAUCGCCACCUUUGCAGAACCCGAAUGCGCCUGGAUUUACACCGGCAAUAUUACCGCAGGAUCUAUGGCAACUGCCGAUGAGUAUAGACUGGGACUGGGCCGAGUUCAGCGGAGGAGCAUAUCCCAGUUUUGAGAAUGGAAGUACAAUGCCUAACAAUGGCGGUUUAUGA